This is a messenger RNA of Paramormyrops kingsleyae, 8073 nucleotides long. Its product is annotated as transmembrane protein 132C. The record is from RefSeq and is a predicted model, not a curated record. NCBI's taxonomy places the organism in Eukaryota, Metazoa, Chordata, Actinopteri, Osteoglossiformes, Mormyridae.
UGAGAUAAAACGGGGGACACAAGUUGAAGAGCAGCCUCGCCUAUGAGAUGAGGACGUUUUCCUCUCUCCUUCCCCUUACGCGCAUAACAGCGUUGACCAUUUAAACGAUUUGCACCAAAUGAGUGAUGGAAUAAACGAUCGUCUGUGUGUCACGUUGUAAGAAGGCAAUAUUCGGUAACGCGGACUUAACUUUCUUAAAAGGGAGAAACUCCGAAGUGAAUUGGUGAGGCUGGAAUUGAGGGACGCUACAGAAUGCCGUGGCGUUGCGUUUUAGUUAAUUUCGGAAUAUAACAGCUUUCCUCUUAAGACCAAGGAUUUUCAUAACACGUCUCACAAGUCAACCAAAUGAAUGAUCUGGACAUAACAUUUCAGUUGCAUCGUUGACGGAUUCGUUCAGUAGUGGAUUAUGUUACGCAAAGCGGUUGACGUCUAAACUGAUAAUUAAAUAUACUCGCAGCCUGUGAACAAUUUCCUUCUAAUGUCCAAGAUGAGAAAAUUACGGAUUGACAAAGCAAGCGCACUACAAGUCUGCCCGAUUCUCAAAAUGCUUAUUUUGGCUUCGUUCUGGAGAGGGAUGGAGUGCCGUGGCUCCUCUGACGGCCAGCAGAAGUUCUCAGCCCUGCCCAUCUAUCUGCCCGUGACCUACCAGGUGCAGAAUGCUGAGUCAUUCUUCUUCUUGAAGGAGGCGGGACAGGAAGUGUUGCGGAACGGCAGCCUGCAGAGCCGUGCCGAGCCCUUCUUUGUGCAUCUGACCGACGGCAGCAUUCCAUCAGUCAACUGUAGUUACGGUAAUUUGACGGCAGAGGCGUCGGUGCCUCUGGAACUGCUUCAGGCGACCCCACCAUUGCUCCCUGGACCCAGACUUGUCACCGCCAAUUGGAAGGUACAAGCACACCUAGUGACGCCUCGUGUCACCGUCAAAUGGCCACGGAUGCAGGUACUAUUCUACUUGGCAGGGCGCAGCUGGGAUGAAGAGCCUGUUCCUCCUGAGCUGCUGCCCUGUGUGCGUGUUGCCGCCCUUCUGGAAGCUGGGGAAACUGCAGGUAGCUGCCGUCUGGAAGGCAGCCUGGGGAUCUGUGUGGUGGAGUUAGAGCUACCGUCUGGGUGGUUCAGCGUCCCACUUGGUCGCAAAAAGGGGACAGGACCAGCGGUGGGUGCCGCAGAACUCUUCUAUACCAUUCAGCCACUAGAGGGCAGCAAUAAGAACUGCGGGACCAAGGAGUUGCCAAGGGCUCGGAAUAAUGGCCCUAGAAAGGGUGGUGCUACGCUAUAUAGCCACAGGAUUGGCUCGGUGGAGCUCGUGAACAAUCCAGAGGAAGCACCCCAGCUGAACAGUCUCAUUUUGGAUGACAAUGUCGAGAUUCAGGCCCCAGCCAGACCGGUAAAACAAGGACAGACAGUGACCUUUCAAGUCAAUCGGAGGUCUGGGUCCAUGGUGGAGCAGUUCAUCUUGAGAGUCAUGUUCAGCGAAGGAGUGAGCUUCGUUGGCCUGAGGCCCAGUGAGCAAGCAGACUGGGAGGCAGAGAAGGAGGCGCUUCCAGCAGGCGCUGGCCUGUCAAUCUUCUGCUACAAGAAGCCUGGUUCAACAGGGGACAGGGCGAAGCGUUCCGCCCACGAGGUCAUGCGUGUAGAGUUUGAGAUCGACAACUUCAUCAAUGUGCAGUCCACUCAGCCGGUGCGGUGGCAGAUCGAGUACCCAGGAUCCACUGCGGCAGAGGCAGAGGGAGUGUCUAACCUGUACAUCAGCCAGAGAGCUCUGCAGGGCAUCGUGCCUCUGGCAGAGGACACAGAGAUCCUGAACACGGCCAUUUUGACGGGCAGACGGGUGGCAGUGCCAGUGAGGGUGGUCACAGUGGAGGAGGACGGCACUGUGCGUGAGCUGGACGAGCCCAUCGGCUGCAGCUCCACCAAUGAGGACGUAAUUAAGGUUUCACCGACGUGCAAUGCUGUCCUGGUCAACGGCAAAGAAAUAAGCGGCAAGCAGGCAGUACAAGUGAACUUUACCUUCCUGCACCUGAGCGCCCAGCUGGGACUCACGGUGUGGGCUCCCCGGCUGCCGCUGCAGAUCGAAGUGUCGGAUGCAGAGUUGAGCCAGGUGAAGGGCUGGAGAGUGCCAAUCCUGGCCAGCAGGCGACCCACCCGUGACAGUGAGGAUGAUGAGGACGAGGAGAAGAAGGGCAAGGGCUGCACACUGCAGUACCAGUAUGCCCUGGUGAGGGUGCUGACACACUUCGUGGCUGAGCCGGCCGAGCCGGGGGGGCAGCUGGCGUACAUGCUGGGCCCCGACUGGCAGGCAGACAUCACGGAACUGGUGGUGGACUACUUCAAAGUGGAGGACCCCCGCAUCGCCAGGCUUGUAGACGGCAGGGUUCUGAUGGGGAGGGACCUGGGCAUCACCACCAUUCAGGUGCUAUCUCCUCUCUCAGACUCUAUCCUGGCAGAAAAGACAAUCACGGUGCUCGAUGACAAGGUGACCAUUACAGACCUUGGUGUGCAGCUGGUGGCUGGCCUGUCUCUGUCAUUGCAGCCCAGCCUGGCGAACAGCCACACAAUUGUGGCCACUACCACUGCCCUGGACUUGCUGCAUUCUAUCAAACAGGAUGCUGUAAUUAGCGCUUGGAUCCAGUUCAGUGAUGGCUCUGUGACACCACUCAGCAUCUACGACUCCAAGGAUUUCACCCUUACUGCUACGUCCUUGGAUGAGAACAUAGUAUCCACCUACCAGGAGCAUCCACUGAAGUGGCCAGUGGUGGUGGCCGAGGGGGAGGGCCAGGGUCCUCUGAUCAGAGUGGAGAUGGUCAUCUCUGAGACCUGCCAGAAGUCUAAGAGGAAGAGUGUGCUGGCGGUGGGCACAGGGAAUGUCCGCGUGAAGUUUGGGCAGAAUGAUGUGGAUCUCAGGGGCACAGAGGAGGAGGAUAAUGACAACCUAGACAAUGGGACCAGUGAUCGCAGGCAAAAGACCUCAGAACUGGACAAGGCCAAUCCUGACAGCUGGAAGUACAACAGUGCCUCCUCGGACCGUGAAGAGGGGGCUAUGAGAAAGGUCAGCACUACCACCAAGACCACAAUUACAAGCCAUGCUGGGGGCAGCAAGCUGGCAGGAGGCACUGGGGGACAGGGUGUAAUCAUCCCUGUGGACCUCACCAGCUUCCCUGCGCAGGUGGAUCUUCCAGGUGGAGCUGAAAGCAACCUGUCCCAUGCCAGUAGAGGGUUGUCUGACCUGGAGAUUGGGAUGUAUGCCCUCUUGGGUGUUUUCUGCUUGGCCAUCCUAGUCUUUCUCAUCAACUGUGUGACCUUCGCUUUCAAGUACCGGCACAAGCAGCUGCCAGUGCUGGAGCAAGGAAACAUGAACCACGCCCAUGACUGGGUGUGGCUGGGCAAUGAAGCGGAGCUCCUGGAGCAUCAUAGGGACACGUCCCCUCAGCCGGAUGAGUGCACCACCAUCAUCGACCGUGGCGAUGGCUAUGAGGAGAGCAAAUACCUGCUGAAUGGUGGAAUUCAGAAGAACAUCCAAGGCCAAAUCCAUCGCCCUGCUGACCAAGGGCCCUGCAAUGGCAAAGACCCCAAGUCCGAGUUGCUCAACAACUCGCCCAGCGCCAAGCGCAAGAGGGUUAAGUUCACCUCAUUUGCCACCAUCCUUCCAGAUGACGGGGGCCCGUACACCAACUCCAUCCUAAUAGGCAAUGAAGAUGACAUCAAGUGGGUCUGUCAGGACAUGGACCUAGGGCAGUCCGCAGAAAUCAGAACGUACAUGGAGAGGCUACAAGACAAUCUGUAACGGGGGGAGUGACACGUGAUUUUAACUCACCUAUAAUGCCUUUUGUUUUGAAAAAAGUAGAGAAUGUUGAAGUGAAAGGGUGGGGGAAUGUGACCGAUACGUAGGAAAAAGACUGAGAGAAGGUACACUACUUCUCAACAUUAUAUGAUGGAUGGUGAAUGUGGCCAUUUCCUCGGAGACAAAAUGACAAACAAGAAACAACAGGUAGAUGGAUGACGGACAUGAAAGGAGUCUUGCAAAGAGCAAAAUAAGUGAUACAAAAUCAAAAAAGUAUUUUUUAUUCAGGCAUAUUUUUUUUUCCAUUAAGUUUGUUUAAGAUUUUGGUUAUUGACUUUAUGAUUUGUACUUGUUCCUGAAACACAUACACGGACAAUUGGACAUGUGUAUACUAACUAUAGACCUUUUCCAGUGAAGGGUAGUAAAACAUAAAGGACAUUAGAAAUGUUACCAGGAAAACAUGAGAACAUGGCAAUAGCACUAGAGCCCUUUUACUCUCCUUCUUUUUAUUCACUGUAACCAUUCGCACCUUUGUGUAUAUCCACGGGUCAAGGUCAAUGCAAUGUAUUGUAUUUCAUUGUUAAAAUUAUUUAUUUUUGUAAUAUCUGAUGGCAUUCUGCUCAGCAUUCCAAAAAUGGAAUCUUGAGUGUGGAACAGUGAGACUUUGGCCUAAAAUGAAUCCUCCACCAGUGAAAGAAAACUGUAGAUCUGCCAGUGAGAAAACAACUGUGUACAAAUACGAGUUUUAUUUCCCAGCAAACAGUAGUGCAAAUGAGACCAAAAUGGCAUAGAAGAUAAGUGGACAAAGUUUCAAUGAUGUGGUGGAGGCACAGUGCUUGGGAAGCCUACACACCUCCACCUGGCAUGGAAUGUACAGUGAACAUAUUUGUACUGAACUACUGCAUUGUGCAUAUCCAGUAGUGCAGUGCCCCCAACUGAAGCUGGUGCAGGAGCUAACGUGGAUAUUGGUGUUCUGCCAGUCUCCAUGAGUCUGGUCAACAACAUCAAAGCUGCAGAACUAAAGAAACUGGGAUAAUUGUAAAAAAAAGACUACUAGCCUCUGGAUCUCCACGAUGGACAUAUCAAGACACAAACUGCACCACCUGCUUGCAGGAAUGAAAAUAGAAAGGUCAUUUUUUUGGAAUAGUUUAGCAGUUUCCCCUAAUGCCACCUGAACCCAAGAAAUGAAAGCAGGACCCUAUCCUGAAAGUGAACGAGGACUGUCUGUAGGUCACCUAUGGCUGUAUGUGUUCACAUUCUCCUUGUCAAGGUGUGCAGCCUUUAGUUGCUCCUUCAUCCUGUUUUAAAGACUUCCCUACAUUUUAAGUUUAUUUAACUGUUUUACCUUAAUCGCAAUGUGUUCACCUGCUUCUGAUCACUUAUAUUCGUAUGCCACAGGCUGGCAUCUCCAGUUCUCGAGAGUCACAAGGUAUGCAUGUUUUUUUCUAUUAAUUCUGUUAGAAUUAAUUAGCCUUGACUGAGCUGAUUGAAUGGAUGGCAUGAUGCAAAUCACAUUAAACCAACCCUAUAAUUUUUCAAUUAUGUGAAAUUGGAGUUCAGGCAAUAGUACACCUGUGCAGGAUAGAUGAAUGAAGCCAAUCUUUGGCCCUUAAAUAAAUCAGUCAGAUUAUAUCCAUUAUUUCAAAUAUUCUGGUUAGUUAGCUGCUUUUUGUUAUUGAUUAAUUGAUUAUUUGAUUGAUUUAUUGAUUGAUUGAAUAUUAAAUUCUGUGAUAAUGUACUCUAGGUUGAGCAAAUUAUCGCAAUGAAUCAAAUUAUGAGAAAAUAAUACAUUAACACAAACAGAUCAGUGAGAGAUCUCCCAUCUGUAGACUUACCCUUCUCUAACGUAACAUGAUAAAAAUACAGUAGAAUCAUUUCUGCUAUAACGCCACAAAUGUGUUUCCCCCAAACCUCACAUUAUACAAAACGAUGCAAUAUAAAAAGGUUUAUAGAAAAAUAGGGUUAGACCCAGAGCACUCAAGAGCUAAACAAGCCGGUAACCAUUAUGGUUAAAACACUUCAUAGGAUGAACCAUUUCUUCAGGUGUCAAAGUUUAUUCUAUGUGCAACUUUAUAAGUUUCGCAGAUACUUUUCUGUUGUUUGCUUGUAUUUGCAGCCAUGUAGUAGAUUUUGUGAAAAUAAGUAGGGGCAUGUAUGUUCCCCAUGCUCUAUGAUAAUUUGGCACGAUUCGGCUGCGAUUCAAUACUAUUUUGAUCAAUAUAAAAUGUAUUGAAUGUUCAUAUUUAUGAAAGAAAAACAUAAAUCCAAUCAUAUUAGUUUUGCACAGCAAAAAUCAUUUGGCUUUAGGUAAGUGAAGUUGAUCGUAAGAUCUUGAUAUGAAAACAGAUUAUGUGCAAUAAUAUUCAGUAAUAGUGUCAAGAUGGGUGUAUCGAUUCAUGACAUCUUUAUCAUCUUUAUUGUUUUUGGCUGAUUUCCUUCCUCCUAAAUUUCGGCUGGAUUGGAGAUUUUGAAUUGAUGCAGCUGCAUGGUUGGACUUGGGCUGGAUGUGCGAUUCAAAUCACUUUUUGCUUACACCCAUAAAAUAGCACUUCCCAAGCAAAGCUAACUGAAGGCUCACUGAGAAUGCAGUGCUUUCCUCUGUGGGAAAGCCAGCAGAGAUCUGCAGCUUCCAUCUGCUCCUCUUUCAUAAAUUGCAUAUGCCGCAAUUCACAUUGUGGGAACAGGUGUAAUAGCAAAGCUGCCUAUACCAGUAUUUCCCAACCCAGUCGUCAGGAACCCACAGACAGUCCACGUUUUUGCUUCCUCCCAGCUCACUGCCAGACAGUCCACAUUUUUACUCCCUCCCAACUGCCUACCUGGGAGGAUUGGGAAAUACUGGCCUAUAGGGAAUGAAAAUGGUAUGUACCCUUCAGCCAGCACAUGCUGACUUAUGUGAAUUUUAUUAAAUUAAAUUCAUUAAAUCACUGGACUUAUUACAAGCUGAGAAUCAGCACACCUUGUAUUUCUCAUGGACUGGAGCGCCACGCUUCAUAUAUGUGUGGUGGGUCUUCUGGAUGUUGCUUCUUUAUGUAACUUUAUGUAAUUAUAUAUUCACUCGUGUAAUUACUUUGGAAUCUUACGUGUUUAUUUUUUGUUUAAUGGCUUAAUGAUGGUAGUCCUAAUAUAUCACAGUCACAUAACAUAAUUAGUGCUAUAAAAUAAGAUCCAGAACACAUAACAUACCAUGUACAAAUACACAUUUAUAUUAGGACUUUCAUGAUAAAUGUGUUAAAUCGGCACAAUUAAUGUAAAUGAGUAAAAUUCAUUAAAGCUUUUCUGUUCACAUCUCCCCCCAUUUAUCUCACCAUUUACAUGACCUGCUGUCCCCCGAAAAGCUCAGGUGUAAACCAGUAUGCAUUGUAGAUUAUAAGAAUGUAAGAUGUGUUCAUAAAUAUUAUCCAGGAUUUGUUGUAAAUAGGAAAUUGCUUUACCUGUGUAUUUAUAAUGCAAGCUAGCACUGUUAUUGUUAAUUUUGUACCCGUGUAGUGUGAAUCAAAUCAACAAAUAAGCACCAGUGUAAUAUUCAUAUAGCAAACUCAAAACAGGUAUUAUUAGCUAAAUGAGUUAAGGUCGGAUCAUUUUAUAUUUUUAUUUUUACGAAAGCCAACUGAUUAAUUGUUCUAAAUAAACCAUUAAUUAUUCUGGCCUACAGGCAGUUGACACAUUAGUUUUUGGCUGUUACCUAUAAGGAAAUCGUACAGCUGGGUGGAAUGAAUACAAUUAGUUUUGUGUAAUCUGAUGGAUGCUUAUUGGUUGUCUAGCACAAAACCUGAAACCCACUGGUGAUCAUAAACACAGCCACUGGACCUACAUUCGUACUGGGGAAGGUGACCCACUGUCCACUGAUUCUUCCUUUAGCAAAUCUUUUAUUGACACCACAGCCAAUGAUGGUGAUCUAAUUUAAAGUGGUAAAAAUGGUGAAGCACGUGUGGCGACGUCAUGGCAUUAUUUUCAUUAUGACAUCGCACAAGUGACGGCUUUCACCCUCAACAAUCAUGGGGUGCAGUCAGGCAGACAGCCAGCUCCCAAGCCAUUCGUGGAGACACAGCUAAAAGGGAACAUCUUCUGCUUUAUUCCAGAGGUGAACAUAAUAAAUAUGGCUUUUCCGCUGUGCAGGACAAAAAGGACACAUUUCUUGGGUCAGAGAAGGAGAUCAUCAUUUUUUUCUGUGAUUUCACCCAGUUUUCAUAUUCCCCUUUUUGUCAUCAAUUUAUCUUGUCCUUUUUUGAAAUGUCAUAACAUGUUUUGAGGUGCAAGGGAAUGUGGAGCUGGAAAAUAAAAGAUGUAUAUGUAUAUAA